Molecule: messenger RNA, 791 nt
Organism: Prorocentrum cordatum
Lineage: Eukaryota; Dinophyceae; Prorocentrales; Prorocentraceae
Source: the annotation of a GenBank genome assembly
AUGGCGCGGCUCAGGGUCGUGCUGCAGGAGUCGGUGCUGGACGCCAUGUCGGUCCAGGCCGCCGAAGGCGGCCAGGCCAGCGAGGCGCUGGGCGCGCACCUGUUCGUGUGCGCAUUGUCGUCGUUCGGCGAGUGUGCCGGGGACCUUGCAGAGUUUGUGCUGGAGACUACGGUGUGCACAGAAGACGGCUCGAGGAGGCCCCCCCGCGCGGCGCAGGCCUUGCAGUUCUGGCAGAGGCAGGCCGGGGGCGAAAGCCUUGAGGAGGCGCUCCACGGCGGCCUGCGCGCCUGGGUGGACUGGAACGUGCUGGGCACCUGGGGGCACAUGCGGCAGAGCGCGCGCAUCGUGCUCGCGUUCACGGGCGCGUUCAUGAUCGGGCGCUUCGGCAUUCCAGACAUCAUGAGCAACUACACUUCCACGCCCGCCAGCACCACGGCGUUCCUGUUGGCCUUCGACGUGCUGGGAGGCUCUGCCUUCAAGUACAAGUUCGUGCGCCUCCAGGGCCUCGCCGUCGGCACCGUGCUGGGCCAGCUCGUCUACGCCAUGCUCAUCCGGUGCAACUUCUGGGGCGCCCUGUGGGGGGGGAGGUAGAGCACGGCGGAGGGGUCGCCGCCGCCCUCGUCCUCGUCGCCGUUGUCGCCGUCGCCCCCGUGGUCGUCGCCGUCGUUGCCGGCGCUUCCCUCGUCCUCGUCCCCGUCGUCGCCGCAGCCCAGGCCUCUGAGGGCCGCUCGAGGCCAGCGAGGGCCGCGGGAGGGCCGCCGGGGGGCCGAGGGCCGCUGGAGGCCUCGAAG